Molecule: messenger RNA, 2082 nt
Organism: Fonsecaea multimorphosa CBS 102226
Lineage: Eukaryota; Fungi; Ascomycota; Eurotiomycetes; Chaetothyriales; Herpotrichiellaceae
Exons: 3
Coding region: 1-2082 (693 amino acids)
Source: RefSeq, a predicted model, not a curated record
AUGGCGCGACGACCUCCUUCAAGACGAUCGACAUCGAUGGAGGACGACACACCGCGAAUGUCAUCCAUAGAAACCCCAAAUCCCAAUGUUUUCAGUGAUGAUUAUGCCGUUGACCCUGCAGAGUCAAUAGGCACCGCCAGUCCCACGGACUCGAUUGGCAGCCGGCCGGAAGAGCUGAACCUAGACCAGCGCAAUCACGCAAUCAACAAUCCACGCGAAUACACACCUGCUGGACUUCCUGGAAACACAUUCGGCCUCAACCGACUUUCAGUCUCCAAGAGAAACCUCCCAGCCGAAUCCUCUGCCCACCCUCAUCGAGCCGUAUCAACCUCUUCCCGUUCCAUUGCAGACACCCGAAGAUCCCUCAGCACCUCCUCCCGAUUCUCCAUCCCACGGGCUCAGAGUCCUUAUAGAGGGCCUACCGCCCCAAGUCAGCCAUAUGGCUUAUACCCCCAAGUUACAAGAGCAUCUAGCGUUAUCAGCGAUUCGACAAUUCGGCCCCUGGAAUUGCCCUUUGUCCCACAAGGUGGACCAGAGCACCCAUACUCUAUGUACCCUCAAAACACAGUCCCCGAGGAUGACAGUUCGGAUAUUGGGUUAGGAUUUCCUGGAAUGGGUCAAUCAUAUCCUUCGCCUGACACAUCUUCUUCCAGUAAUGAAGUUGGCGACAUUGUCGGCAGUGAUGGCCACAUUGAGCAAUUACCGCCCUACAGCCGCUAUGCCGACAACGUGAUCGCGAAAGGAGACAUGGCUAGAAUAGACCCGCAGACGUCGACCAUCACCGAAGAAUCCGGUCCUGCUCUCACUUUACAGCCUCCCGAAGCCUCUGCGUCAGAUGUUGAGCUAACUGCUGUUGGCCCAGGCCCUUCUCAAGACGAAGUCGCCAGGAAAGAAGGGCUACGCGAGAAGCGACGGAGAAGAACAUGCUGUGGAUUACCCAUCUGGACGAUCGUGGUUGUCACUGCAAUCGUCGUAUUGGCAGCAGUAAUUGGCGGUGUGAUUGGCGGUCUCGUGGGAAACCAACAUGGAACACACCAAGCCGAGGUCGCAGCAACUACAACCGUUUGGCUCGAUGCUGACCCCGCUCAAACUGGUCCGUCGACACCUUCAUGUCCAACAGGCCAUUACACCAUCCCCCUCAAUCAGACAGAGGACAUAAAUUCAUGCGUCAUCGAUCAUGAGUACUCCCACACUUGGGCUUGUCUAGAUUUCGCGUUACUGGGGAUCAAUGUCUUCGCAAAUGGCCCGAAUUAUUCGGUAGUGUUCGACGACUACUCGGUGAGACCUCAAUUGUUCAGGUAUGGACCACAACCUCCCGAUUUCAACGGGACAUCUUUCUCGAUGCAACCAUACAACGACAAGGAAGACGACCAACUCGGUGUCGCCCUCUUUUUCAGUGUUCUUUUCGACAAGCUUAUCAUUGUUCCUGCUGAUCAGCUCUCUCCUGAACCUGGCCCAAUGAAACGCUCCGUAUCCGCACUGGAGUUGGCUGGCAGGGGCUUGCCUUAUCCGGGAGCAAACUACCUCAGCAUCGGGGACAAGCCCUGGUACUGUUUCUGGAACUCUUCCGUCAGCGAAUUCUGGGUCUUUUUGGACCAAAACAUGAAUGACGCCUAUGAGACGUAUAGCUCUACCUCUACCAUAACGUCUGUAUCCAGCAACCCCACCAACACAGGCUCUCACAGCAUGACACAAAAUGCGCCUGUCUACGGCAGUGGCCCAACCACUACGAACCCAUCAACCACCACGCCGUACCCAAGUGACCCGACCGAUGCUGACUACUGGGCCGGCACGAAAGUCAAGCGUCAAGCCACCGGUGGGUCACCGGAUUACCCCAAACUUGUCAAGAUGGUGGAGAAGCGGAAGCCUGACAACAAUGUGCAACCGUAUUGCCAACAAAUGCAAGUCCUCAACAAUUGGCAAAUCAUGCCCAUACCCAAUGUGCCGACCAUCUGCAUCGAUGAGAGUGACUACGGGACCCCGACGCCGGGCCCCAGCAAGAAGAGGAUGAUACGCAGAGGGCCCCCAAACACGGUGGAGCAGCUGGGAUCGAAUUGUAUUUGCGAGUGGUUCAGUGUAUAG